Messenger RNA from Alternaria arbusti, 4791 nucleotides. RefSeq lists its product as uncharacterized. The record is from RefSeq and is a predicted model, not a curated record. The transcript has 8 exons. Bases 1 to 4791 code for a protein of 1596 amino acids. Lineage: Eukaryota; Fungi; Ascomycota; Dothideomycetes; Pleosporales; Pleosporaceae. Gene Ontology annotation, molecular function: ATP binding; nucleic acid binding.
AUGGACGACGACCGCUAUCAGCAUGAUGGCUACGAGCAGUUCGGCGCUCCCCGCCGCACGUCGCAGUACGACAUGCUUCGGCCUCAGUUCAAGCAGCCGGGAAGACUAGUCGCACCUCGGGAUCGCUAUCGCGCCACUCAAUAUGAUGACCCCCAGUAUGACGUGGUUGAGGACGAUGGCAUGUACGACCGAGGUCAGCAACUCGAUUCAUUCGAUGACAGAGUGCUUCGGCAGCCGUAUCCUAACUUCCAGCGGCAAGCUGCACAAGGCACAAAGAGGUUGUCAAUUGCACCAGGCCCUUCCACGUUCUACAGUCAUGCGGCGCCUACCCAAUCGCAGCCGUCUUACCAGGUUCGUGAUCAAGACAUGUACAACGAAGAAGAGUACUACCCGCGUCCUGAACAGGCUAUGCGAGGUCAAAUGAGCCGCUUUGCCUAUAAUGCCGCUCCGCUUCAAGAGUCUAGUUCCGACAUGCCGCUCGGCCCGUCUUCUAGUCCAGCACUUAGGGCAAGUCAGCGGCGUGCCGAGCAAGUCACUGAUUUCGGACCUCAACACGGCUCACAGGCCCCACCGUUCGAAGGCGACGGCCAUGUUGUUGCUGAAGAGUACCGACAACAACAUGAGCGCUCCCAUGGAAAGGCUGCACCGCCCAGUUUUCGACCACAUGCUAGCCAACAACGCGGUUCCGCCGCACAACACAGAGGCGACCUCAAUCCUCCGCAUCAUCGACAAGCUCCCCCAGAGCCGCAGACGUACCCAGAAGAUGUGUCUAGCGCUGCUCCCAUGUGCCAAGGUAUCCGCCUGGUCCCUGUCACUACCCUACCAGAUCGUCUUCGAAUGGUGUUUCCUUAUCCGACCUUCAACGCCGUACAGUCCAAGUGUUUCGACAGAGUUUUCAGAACAGAUGACAACUUCGUGCUUGCAUCCCCUACUGGAAGUGGGAAGACCGUCAUUCUCGAGCUUGCUGUUUGUCGAGCUGUUGCCACCAGCGCGACAGGUCAGUACAAGGUGGUCUAUCAAGCACCAACAAAGGCUUUGUGCGCAGAACGCCAACGUGACUGGGAAGCCAAGUUCAAAAAGCUGGGUCUCAAAUGCGCCGAGCUGACCGGUGACAGCGACCUUGGGGAUCUACGCAACGUACAGAGCGCCAACAUCAUCAUAACAACACCCGAGAAGUGGGACAGCAUGACCAGGAAGUGGAAAGACCACGAGAAACUGAUGAGACUCAUCCGCGUCUUUCUUAUCGAUGAGGUGCAUAUACUCAAGGAAGACCGUGGUGCCACGCUUGAGACGGUCGUGUCGCGGAUGAAAUCUAUCGGCACGGAUGUGCGCUUUGUGGCUUUAUCAGCGACAGUGCCCAACUUCCAUGACAUUGCGGCAUGGUUGGGAAAGAACUCGUCGGAACCAGACAUCCCAGCCGCCAAUGAGAAGUUUGGUGAAGAGUUUCGCCCAGUCAAACUACGCAAGCACGUUCGAGGCUUUGCGUACAACUCUAGCAAUGAGUUCGGCUUUGAAAAAGUGCUCGAUGCCAAGAUUCCUGAGGUCAUUGCUUCUCACUCCCAGCGUAAGCCUCUCAUGGUCUUUUGUGCAACCCGAAACUCCACAGUCAGUACGGCGAAGCUGAUAGCAAACUGGUGGGUCUCGGCAUCAGACCGAGAUCGCAUGUGGAAGCCUCCGUCUAAGCCACCCCUGCUGCUGAACAAGGAGCUUCGAGAUACCGUGUCUUCCGGUGUCGCCUUUCAUCACGCCGGACUUGAUCUCGAUGAUCGAACCAAGAUCGAAAAAGGUUUCAUCGCUGGCGAGAUCAGUGUCAUCUGCUGCACAUCUACGCUCGCGGUCGGAGUCAACCUACCCUGCCAUCUCGUCAUCAUCAAGAAUACCAUGGCGUGGGGUGCGGAAGGAAUGCAGGAGUACUCGGACCUGGAGAUGAUGCAGAUGCUGGGUCGCGCGGGACGACCUCAGUACGAUGACUCAGCUGUAGCAGUGAUUAUGACCAGGCAGGCGAAAGUCCGACGGUACGAAAUGUUGGUCACAGGCCAGGAUCUCAUAGAGAGCAAACUCCAUCUCAAUCUGGUAGAUCACAUGAACGCCGAGAUUGGACUUGGAACUAUUAGCGAUCUAGAGUCAGCUCGGAAAUGGCUAAGAGGUACAUUCCUUUACGUCCGACUCCAGCAGAAUCCCAGUUACUACAAAUUGGACGGCGCUCGAAGUGGUCAAAGCAUCGAGGAGCAAGUCGACGACAUAUGCUUCCGCGACAUCACACUCUUGCGCGAGACCAAUCUUGUGUCAGGGCAAGAGUACUUCCGAUGCACCGAGUUUGGCCAUGCUAUGGCACGAUACUACGUACAUUUCGAGACCAUGAAAGUCUUCAUGGAACUCGGGCUGCGGUCCACUCCCUCGGAGAUUCUUUCCGCCAUCGCUCAAGCUGUCGAGUACUCUACAAUACGCUUUCGUCAAGGCGAAAAGGCGUUCUACAAGCUGCUCAACAAGUCCGCUUCGAUCCGCUGGGCUAUCCCUGUCAACCUUGAUCUACCAUCGCAGAAGGUAUCUCUCAUCGUACAAUCCGUUCUUGGGUCUGCCGACAUCUCCUGGGAAGGCGAGGCCGGCAAGCAUCGUUCUCAAUAUACGACAGAGACACAGAUCAUCUUCAAGAAUAUUGGCAGUCUAAUUCGAUGCAUCAUCGACUGCCAGAUCGCCUUAGGUGACUCCAUCAGUAUCCACAGUGCUCUCAUGCUUGAGAGAAGCUUAGGCGCCAGAAUCUGGGACGAUAGCCCGCUCCAAAUGAAGCAAAUUGGCAGUAUCGGCAAUGUCGCUGUCAGAAAGCUCGUCAAUGCUGGACUGAAGUCCAUGGAAGAUCUUGAAGGUUGCGAGCCUUAUAGGAUCGAAGCACUCGUCGGUCGAAAUCCACCUUUUGGCCUCGACGUGCUCGAGAAAGUCCGAUCGUUUCCAAAGCUUCGCGUCUCACUACAAGCCCAGCCUUCGACAGCAAUCAAAACCCACGAUGGGGUCAAAAUCCAGAUCAAGGCAGACAUUGGCUUCAUCAACGAGCAGCCGCCCCAGCGCUUCAACAACAAACUCAUAUACGUGUGCCUUUUGGUUGACACUUCCGAUGGCCGCAAGGUGCAUUUUGCUCGCAUCAGUGGCCCAAAGCUUGGGUCUGGUCAAAGCCUCACAUUCCCAGCGCUCUUGACAAACCCCGACCAGUCAAUCAACUGCUACGUCAUGUGUGAUGGCAUAGCUGGCAGUAUGCGUGCCGCCGCCGUGAAGCCCCAGGUCGCCGCUUCUUUGUUCCCAGCCCCAAAACGCUUGGAGUCAGAGCGGCCAGCAUCACAUCAGUCUAAUAUGUCAAAGCGCCGCACGGAGACUACAAGGCCAAGCAGAAAGGUGUCCGCCACCAGCGAUGACUAUGGAGAUGGUGAUGUGGAUGACGAUGCUCUUGUCAAUGCUUCCUUUCGUGAUCUCGACUUUGAUCACAUCGAGAAUUACGCCGACCCUAUCGAUUCUAUUACGCGGAAGAAUACUGCGAAGAACAAAGUGACCAAGAACAAGGAUGACGGAAAGAGCAAACGGCCGAUUGCUGCUGCUGAACAAGACGAUCCAGAGCCAGUACAGUUAGCUAAUGGAAAGUGGGCCUGCAAUCACCCGUGCAAAGAUCGGAGUGCAUGCAAGCACCAGUGUUGCAAGACUGGUAUGGACAAACCAUCGAAGAAGAAAGCUGUCGCCAAACGCGUACCAUCGAUCGAAGAUCGACCUGAGCCGACGCAGCAACCACCGCCGCCGAAAGGCAAAGAGAAGCAAACUAAGCUUCAGCUUACAGCAUCCAAGAGGAAGGUCUCUGCGCCGAUUGACGAGCUCGAUCUCACGCAGCAAGAAAAGAAGCAGAAAGCCGACUAUGGCACCAACGGACCCAGAGACUAUCGCGGCCUCCAUCAGCUGCAUAAGACGAUCCAGGGCAAAGAGCUACCUUCUUCCCUUCAUUCCGUCAUGUACAAGAAGCCAGCAUAUUGCUAUUCUCAAGGUGGUGAGCAUAGUCUUGACUUUAUGGGCGGCUCCGCUCCCGAGCGGCAUCCAACAUCAAGCGAUUACGGUGAUUUUCGAUUUGACGAGCCAUCAAUCAACUUCGAUCAUCCUCAGCAUCAGUCUGCGCAGCAAAACUCACUCAGUGGCCCACAAGAGCCGGAAGAUUACAUGGACUAUGAGCAUGCAGCUCAUGUAGCCUCUCACGAAUCUGACGCCUUUGACGAUGACGACUCCGUCCUUCGAGAGGCUUUCAUUGGGCUUGCAGAUUCUCAGAAUCUUCAGGAGAUUCGUGAAAGCGACACUAAUACCACGCAGCCCUUCGAAACCGUUAUCGACGAUGACAAUAUGGGUUACGGAGAAGGUGACGAGCAGAUGGACUCUAGUUUGAUCAAUUCCGAAGAUCACGUUCCGCGAAAGCCGGAGUUCAGUCAUCCCGAUCAUCCUCGCAAAACACAAAUCAAGACCUCUCGAUCGCCUUUCUUUGACAGCGAAGACAGUGCCGAAGCCGAGAUUGCAAAUGCCAUACCCGCAAAGGAAUCUACGUCGCCAGACAUGCAACAACGGACGGCUACGCCACGCGAGCUGCACAUAGUCGGCGACCAACAAGACGCAUGUGUCGAAGAAGAAGUAGCAGGCAUAUUGAACAUGUUCGGCGAUGAGCCGGCCGUGGUCUCACUGGUCGAGGAGAAGCCGGUACCCGAAGCUUUCAAGGAUCUGGAGCCGUGGCUGUUCCAAGAGUUCGGCGAUAUCGUGGAACUUGUUGAUGACUAG